Molecule: messenger RNA, 734 nt
Organism: Cadophora gregata
Lineage: Eukaryota; Fungi; Ascomycota; Leotiomycetes; Helotiales; Ploettnerulaceae
Exons: 1
Source: RefSeq, a predicted model, not a curated record
GGCUCUUUCCAUUGUUGGUGAUGAGGGUUCUCAACAUGGUCAGUAAGAAGGAAGGAGCAAUGGCGGAGAGGUCUUGCUAUUUAUCUUCUGCAUGUUCCAUUCCUCUUCCUGUUCUCCUUUUCUCUUUAGCUCGAAUUAAGUUAUUCUUAUUUUAUGUCCGGGUCUUGCUUUUGGGUAAGCUAAAUUAUCACCUUUCACAUUCCAAACAAUUACUGACUGAUCCCAAUCACAGCUCUUCAAAUUGCACCCGAGAAACCCAGUUCAAAUACCAAGCCUCUUCCUCUCAAUCAUUCGACCCCAGACAGCCAUUCUUGAACAACAAUUCACAUCUCGAACUCGACCUCUCCAUCUUCACUGCCUCUACAAUGCUCCGACAAAUCACUCCUUUUCAGCAAGCGUGUCUCGACGCCUACACUGCCGCCUGUGCUUUAGUGCCUCGUAACCUCCGCCGGACAGUUAUUCUGUUUGGUGGUGCCGCGAGCAUCGCCCAUGGUAUCCUAGAGCGAAAAGCCAAAGAUGUCGACAUCCUGGUGGGUGUUGAAGCUCUAGCGAUCCUGGACGAUGCGAUCAUCAAUAUGCGGGAGGGCUUUCACAGGGACUGCAAUGGAUCCAUCAAGUGGGACAAAUGUGACGCCAACAACAACAAACUCUUCGAAGUGACCCUACGGGGUUUUUCAUGCAGACAACGUCUGUAAAUUGUCUGCAUUUUGUCUGUAUUCCUAGUAGUAGUAAAA